AUGUCCGCCCGCGCAAUGCACAUCCGAGCAGCGUCGCGUGCCCUCGCGUCGUCGUCGUCGCCCGCCCGCCGCCCGCCGGCCAGACUCUGCGCGCCAGGCCGUGUUCGAAGCUUCUCCAAGCCUUCCGAUGCGGCCCCCGAGGCGGCCCCCGAUGCGGCCCACCCGCGCCCUGCCUUCGUGACGCGCCAGCUACAGAUCCCCAUCGACCCGGCCGUGGCCCGCGAGCCCCCGGGCGAGACCAUCCCCGGCUCGCCAAUCUCGGUCCUCCGCACCGUCGCCGGCAUCCGCCACUGGGCCUCCGCCGCCUGCCGCGACGGCCCGCAUGCUGCCCGUGCCCGUGCCCGUGCCGGCGACCAGGGCCUGGCCCUCGUGCCCACCAUGGGCGCCCUGCACGAGGGCCACCUCCGCCUGAUCCGCGACGCCGUGGGCCGCGGCCACAACAAGAUUGUCGUCAGCAUCUACGUCAACCCGGCCCAGUUCGGCGUCGCCGAGGACCUCGACAGCUACCCCAAGACCUGGGAGGCCGACUGCGCCGCGCUCAGGGCCCUCCACCAGGAGCUGGGCGCCGCGGGCGGGCCCCUCGAGAUGGCCGUCUUCGCGCCCACCACGCGCGAGAUGUACCCCUCGGGCUUCCCCGGCCAGGAGCCCGACUCGGACGGGAGCUUCGUGACCAUCACGCCCGUGGGCGCGCUCCUCGAGGGCCGCACGCGCCCGACCUUCUUCCGCGGCGUCGCCACCGUGUGCAUGAAGCUCUUCAACAUCGUGCAGCCCACCCGCGUCUUCUUUGGCCAGAAGGACGUCCAGCAGACCGUCGUCGUCCGCAAGAUGGUCCGCGACUUCUGCAUGCCGCUCGAGGCCGUCGUCGUGCCCACCGUCCGCGACCAGUCCGACGGCCUCGCCCUGAGCAGCCGCAACGUCUACCUCGGCACCAGGAGGCGCCGCGCCGCCCCCGUCCUGAUCCGCGCCCUGAGGGCUGCCGAGCGUGCCUAUUGUGUUGACGGCGCCCUCGACGCCGGCGACGUCAUCACCGCCGCGCUCAACGUGAUCCUCGACACCCUGGAGGAGCAGAAGGACCUGCCGCCCCACGAGGGCGUCAUGUUCAAGCUCGACUACAUAUCACUGGCCGACCCCGACACGAUGGAGGAGAUCGACCAGAUCGACCCCUCCAAGGGUGCCAUCCUGAGCGGCGCCGUCAAGAUGCUGCCUGUGUUUGAACCACAACAAGGCGAGGACCUAGGCCAUAACAAUGGGCCGCCAGUGAGGCUGAUAGACAACAUCAUCUUGCCGCCUAAACCUUAG
Diaporthe batatas is the source of this 1299-nucleotide messenger RNA. Its product is annotated as pantoate--beta-alanine ligase PAN6. The coding region runs from base 1 to 1299 and encodes 432 amino acids. Gene Ontology annotation, biological process: pantothenate biosynthetic process. Gene Ontology annotation, molecular function: pantoate-beta-alanine ligase activity. NCBI's taxonomy places the organism in Eukaryota, Fungi, Ascomycota, Sordariomycetes, Diaporthales, Diaporthaceae. The transcript has a single exon. The record is from RefSeq and is a predicted model, not a curated record.